AUGGCGAACUGUACUAGUUUAGCAAGUAAUUCCAAUACUCAACAACCGCUGUUUAUUGCGAAAAUUUCAGAUACAAAAAUAUUCGGAAAACUCUUGAAAGCCAUUGUAACUAAGAAUAAAGAUGCGCACCUGUUUAUUAAUGGAGAGGAACUAAGAAUUCAAAUUUCGUCUUUAAACUUUUUUCACAAAAUUGCCAUCAUAAAAAGACAGCAAUUUUUGCAUUACGAAUUUCGGUUCAAUCGAGAAAUUCAUCUUCCAUUAUUCGGAGAAGCAUUUUUAGAAUCCUUAACAAUGUUUCACUCGGGCCGAUUUUCUUGUUUAAAUGAUGAUCAAAAAAUAACUUGGAUCCUUGAGAUCCGAUCAUUAUAUUCCCCACUUAUUGUGACUAUUGAUCAAUCUAAUAUUAAGACAACAUGGACACUUGAACGACUUGAAUCUGCAAAACCAGAAAAUCCUCGCCUUGAUGAAAAUCUUGUAAUAAAAUUUGCGGUGGCGGGAUCUAAUUUCAAAAAGUACUUUAAAGACAUUAAUCUAUUCGGUCGUACGUUUACUCUUGAACAUAGAUCUCAAGAUAGAGGGUCAUUUGCUCGGAUUAAAACAUCCGACGUCGCAAUUGCUCAUGAUUCCGCGGUAUACCAUAAGAUUUAUGUACCAAAUUUUAGUUUUAAUUAUAAUAAUAGGUUCCUUGCCAAAGAGUUUGUAAGAACUGCUGCAGAUACCGCAAGUGUAGAUAUCGAAAUAGAUAUUCAUGGUGUCUUACAUAUCAAUAUUGAUCGUAUCCCUGGAUUUGUUGGUAAAAGUGGAGGAUUUAAAUUGGAUUGUUGGCUUGUUGCAAAUGAUGAAUAA
Molecule: messenger RNA, 846 nt
Organism: Dentiscutata erythropus
Lineage: Eukaryota; Fungi; Glomeromycota; Glomeromycetes; Diversisporales; Gigasporaceae
Source: the annotation of a GenBank genome assembly